UGGCAAUUUGAUGCGAAUGGCAAAAUUCAAGCUGUGGCGACACAUUCAACGCUGUCAUAAUUCUUGCGGCGAAUAAGAGAAAAAUGAUAUUGUUCAGGCAUAGCGUUUUCCACAUAAGCGUAUUAACAAUAAACUGUGUCAUCCGAAUAUAAACAGUGCAGCUUUCGUCUAUAUGCAAAACCCGAACUUAUGGAAUUCACGCCGCAUUUAAAGCGCAAGCGAAGUAGUUGCAAAGACUUUCUUAAACUUGCACCCUUUCCGCUAAGAGAUGAUGGACAACGCUAUAAAGGCAUCUUCAAUGGCCUCUGUGUCGAGGUAGAGGAUGCAGAGCAUGCAUCGUUUAGGACGCUACACGACAACGGCUGCUAUGGCAAAGGAAGUAUUUCGCGCGGCGGACCAGUUUCUGGAGAGGCAGAUGAGACGCUUUUGCUCGGCCUGGAGGAGGCAUGUUUGCUGGGCUACUAUUUAGGCGUAUUGGAGAUUAGAGACAUGUUGGGCAACGAGAUUAGCUGGCAAUCGUACGUGCAAGCGGCGCUGGAUUAUGACAGGCAAUUUUUCUACAAACUGGCUUCGUAUCUCUAUCUAAAAUCUAGAAAUUGGAUAAUCAAGAGCGGCAUCAAGUUUGGUGGCGACUUUCUCAUCUACAAGCAAGGUCCUCGGCAAUAUCACGCCAGUUUCUUGGUGCUGGUUCAAGUGUCGGGCAACGUAAUGCACACCCAUUACGUGGCGAAGAAUUUAAAGGGAGUUCAACGUGUUGCCGAAACCUCGGACAAGGAUGUCCUCAUUCUCACGGUGAACCAGCUGAACGACGACGUUGACCCUGCGCCGUCCACACCGGCAACCCUGCAAUCCCUGACCAUUGAGGAGACUGUGAUACGGCGCUUUAACUACACAUCUUUUGUGCAAAGUAAACAAAAACAAUAACAAGCCUAAACUACA
Drosophila montana is the source of this 939-nucleotide messenger RNA. It is a transcript of the gene Tsen2, whose product is annotated as tRNA splicing endonuclease subunit 2. Gene Ontology annotation, molecular function: nucleic acid binding; tRNA-intron lyase activity. Gene Ontology annotation, cellular component: tRNA-intron endonuclease complex. The coding region runs from base 190 to 924 and encodes 244 amino acids. The record is from RefSeq and is a predicted model, not a curated record. NCBI's taxonomy places the organism in Eukaryota, Metazoa, Arthropoda, Insecta, Diptera, Drosophilidae. The transcript has 3 exons. Gene Ontology annotation, biological process: tRNA-type intron splice site recognition and cleavage; tRNA splicing, via endonucleolytic cleavage and ligation.